UGAAGACAGAAGAGAUGCAGAGUGCGACCAUUAUGGCCUGACCUGUGAGUGUGGACAAUAAGUAUUAGCCUAAUGUUGUCAUCACCGAUUUUUAACUGGUGUAGCGGGCCACUAGAGCUUCCACCAGAGUUCUCUGGCAGCUGAUCAGGUCAUCUGGUACCCUAGUUAUUUGGAGUUCAUGCUCCAUGCUUUCCUAUGCCUGCCCACCCAUAGGGAGCCCCAUUAGCCAGUUCCUAGUCAGUCAUGCCCUAUGAGCCAUGUUCUGUUUGCCAUUUGCCAUAGUUGCCAAUGCCAAAAUCAGGGAUGCUCUGAAAUACGAAAAUGGGAGGGAGAUUUGUGGAUCCAGUAUUCGUGUGGAAUGGGCAAAGGGAAAUCCACGACGACCAUAUUCCUCAUCAUCAAGAGGAGGUGGAGGCAUGUAUGACGAAUGUUACCGCUGUCACAGAACUGGUCACUUUGCACGAGACUGCCCCAAUGACAGUUCUUAUGGUUUCCGUCGGUCCAGAGGAGGAGAAAGGGGUGGUGGUGGUGGUGGUGGUGGUGGACGGUAUGGCUCACGGCGAAGAAGCAGGUCUCGGUCCAGAUCCCCUUACAGACGCAGAAAAUCCCACUCUAGAAGUCGCAGCAGAAGCAGGGAUAGGAGAAGGUCAAGAUCUGGUAGUCCUGACAGGAGAAGAAGCCGUUCAAGAAGCAUGUCAAAAUCUCGCAGCCGCUCAAGGUCCGUAAGUCGUUCCAAGAGCCGUUCACCAGUCAAUGAAGGUGGUGAUGCUAAGGGCAGAUCUCGUUCCCACAGUCCUCCUUCAGAUCAUGAGUAGUAUGGCAGUCAUGUUACUAGCUGUGUGAUUUUUAAGAAGUGUAACAGUGACUUUGGUUGACAAAGACAGCAUUUCAUCAUUUUUUAGUCAUAAACAAUCAUUAUGUUCAUUGUUUUGGCAUUUUAAGAAAAAAAAGAAAUCUCAUUGUUUUAGGGGAAAAUAUCAAUAAAUUUCUUUCGAACACA
Molecule: messenger RNA, 1000 nt
Organism: Ostrea edulis (European flat oyster)
Lineage: Eukaryota; Metazoa; Mollusca; Bivalvia; Ostreida; Ostreidae
Product: serine/arginine-rich splicing factor 6-like
Exons: 6
Coding region: 258-815 (185 amino acids)
Biological process (GO): positive regulation of mRNA splicing, via spliceosome
Cellular component (GO): spliceosomal complex
Molecular function (GO): RNA binding; zinc ion binding
Source: RefSeq, a predicted model, not a curated record